Darwinula stevensoni is the source of this 1464-nucleotide messenger RNA. The record is from the annotation of a GenBank genome assembly. NCBI's taxonomy places the organism in Eukaryota, Metazoa, Arthropoda, Ostracoda, Podocopida, Darwinulidae.
AUGAAAGAGAAAUUACUCUACCUCUUCUGCGAUGAGGAGCCACUAGUUGGGGACAACGUGAUGUUCUCGGUUUGUGAGAAGCGGUUUCGCAAGAAGUACACAGAGUUUCGGAUACCCCUGGUUCUGGGCCAGACUCAAACGUGGGAGAGGCACGAGUCCUUGGAUCAGGAUGGGAUCGUGAAUUUGUAUUGGACUCCGGAUUUGGAGAAUGGGGAGAUCACGUUCGAGUUGCACGCGAAGACUCAGGGAUGGGCUGGAUUGGGCUUCUCUGCCAACGGUGCCAUGACCGGAUCUGAUAUCGUUGUUGGUUGGAUCAAGGAUGGGCAGACCUUCUUUACGGACAGGCACGCAGUGGGAAACGAGCUACCUUUGGUGGACGAGAGUCAGGACUACGAACUCCUCUUCGCAUCCGAGGACGAGGAGGGGUUGACCCUCAGAUUCAAACGUCUCAUCGACACCUGUGACGAAGACGACUUCUACAUUACAAGUGACACGUGGAGUCUUAUCUACGCGUACGGGGAAACGGAUCCAGAUGAGGAAGAUCCCUUCUACCAUGGACGGGACCAUCGCGGCGUGCAUGCCAUCAAUCUCCUCGACCCACAAAUCGGCUUGAAAGAGUGGGGAAUAUUGAACGACAUCAUCAUCCCGCCCAUUCAUACGUCUUAUUGGUGCAGUGUAUUCAAAGCACCUCAGAUCGACACCAAGCAACAUAUUAUUGGGUACCUUCCGUGGGUAACGAAGGGGAACGAGGAGUACGUGCACCACUUCACGUUGUUGACAUGUACAGUGAACGAAGGCGAGGAGUCUGUCCUUGAGCAGUUCAUGCAGGAUUAUCCUAAGGGUUCCAAUUGUUUCGAUCCCGCUGCCUACAUCAUCUAUAGUAAAUGCCGAAGCAUCCUGUCGGCCUGGGCCGUCGGCGGAGUGCUCGUACCACCUGGGUUGAAUCAUUUCAUGUCAGUGGGACACUGUCCCGGGGAAUGCACAGAGAUACUGCUUCCUCCUGAGGGCAUUCAAGUCUUCGCUGCACAGUUCCAUGCCCACCUCCUCGAGUGCGAGUUGGAUUCCUUGGAAAGAGAUUUGGUGACGCCGGGAGGAUUUACGACUUAUGCUGAGAUGUGUCAAUUGUUCUUCAUGUAUUAUCCCAAGUUAGAAGAGCUGAACCAAUGCGCCUCGAACGUGGACUAUAAGUAUUUUCACACCCUCUUUCAAGUCGGUGGGAUCCAUCUCAAUCCGGCAUCCAUUGACUGGGAAGUGGACGCGACGAACCAGACCCUCCAGGAGCACUUCAGGGACUUCGAUUGGGAGGAUUUCGAUAUGAAAGCCUAUCAAGAAGCGGAGGUGAAGGACGUGACAUAUCCAGAAUAUGAGAGCGAUUAUGAACCCCCGCCGAGACAUUGCCCCGUCGAAAGCCCUGUACAUUAGACAUUAUCUUCAUUUGAAGAAAAUGAAAAUAAAAUUAUGCCG